Laccaria bicolor S238N-H82 is the source of this 231-nucleotide messenger RNA. RefSeq lists its product as uncharacterized. Lineage: Eukaryota; Fungi; Basidiomycota; Agaricomycetes; Agaricales; Hydnangiaceae. The record is from RefSeq and is a predicted model, not a curated record. Bases 1 to 231 code for a protein of 76 amino acids. The transcript is spliced from 3 exons.
AUGCCUGAAUUUGUCAAUCAACUCAACAACAAAUGUCAACAUUACAGGAAGGAAAUGCCCAUUUAUGAGGAGAAGCGAUCUGGUCCAGCGCAUGCCGAGGUCUGGAAUAUUAUAGUGACCAUUAAAGAGAUUGAAUACGGGAGAGGGGAAGGGUCGAACAGGAAACGCGCCAAAGAGGCUGCCGCCGAAGUCGCUUUGAAGCGGCUUAUGGAGGAGGUCGACGAAGUCUAG